AUGUGCAAGGGGAGCUCCGCCCGUGCUGCCUGGGCCACAGGGCGGGUGGCUAGUGGAGAGUCCCCCCAGAGCCUGCCCGGUGCUUCACAAGGCUGGGUGGGGCUGGAGCUGCUGGGCCAGGCAGCGCUGGCUUUCAAGGGGGGCAGGGACCCCCGGGAGACCGAGCUGAGCCAGGACCCCAGCCCCACGGCUGCCCUCCUGCCGGCGCCCGGAGACCAAGGCAGAGCAGUGGGCGAAAUGCACCAGAGACACAGCCACCCGAACCCCAACCAAGGUCAGACUCCGGAGCCCCCCAAAGCGCCAGCACCGUGGCUGGGUGCCCCGUCCUGCAAGUGCGGAUCUCGCGCCUUCGACUGCCUGAGGCAGCGUGCCCGGCUCCGGCUCCAGGGGGCCCUGGGGGGCAUGGCCCAGCUCAGCCAGCCCGUGGCCACUCACUGCCGGCCCCCAGCCCGCCCCACCCCCAGCCAGGCGGAGACGCGGCGGUUCUGGUGCCAGGCCUGUGGGAAGGGCUUCAAAUACAAACACCACCUGAAAGAGCAUGAACGAAUCCACAGCGGCGAGAAGCCCUACGAAUGUGCCACCUGCCAGAAACGCUUCUCCCAUUCUGGCUCCUACAGCUCCCACCUCAGCUCCCGCCGCUGCCUGCUGCCUGCCCCCCUGGCCCCAUGGGAGAGCCGCCCAUGUGCUGCCAGGCUCCUGGGGGGCCGCACUGGGGGCUGUGGGGCCUACGGCAGAGACCUCCGCUCCCCGCACAGCCCCGGCCCAGCCCGGCCCCUUCUGGGCCCCCCUGACCUGAGAACGGAGGGACCCAGAGAUGCCAAUGUGCCAGGGCCUGGCCCUGACCGGGGCCCCCCCGAAUCCCCCACCAUGGAGCAGCCCUUGGACCUGUCUCUGCCCAAGCCAGGCAAGGAGCCAGAGCCCUGCCCAGUGCCCUACGAGCCCCUCUACCUGCCCACCUCCCUCUGCCCCGUCUUCCCAGCCUUCCUGCCCAGCACCCUCAGCCAUCUCCUCCCGCACGGGGCCCCGCGGCUGCACGGGAACCCGGACCUGCCGGCCCCCCAGUUCCUGCCCUUUUUGCUGUGCCCGUACGGGGCGGAGUCAGAGCCAGCACUGCCCACGGGCCACUGGGAGCAACACGGGCCUCCGGGAGCUGGCGGGGCCGGGUGGCACCCCCUGCAGGCGGGCAGGGAGCCGGGGGCUGGCCGGAGGCAGUUACGCAGGACCCCCGACGGGCUGUAUCUCUGCGAACUCUGCCCCAAAACCUUCCGGAAGAGCAGCUCCCUCCUGCGGCACCAGUACGAGCACACAGGGAGGCGCCCGCACCGCUGCCCGCUCUGCCCCAAGGCCUUCAAGCACAAGCACCACCUGGCGGAACACGCCCGGCUGCAUUCGGGGGAGCGCCCGUUCCAGUGCGCCCGCUGCGCCCGCCGCUUCGCCCACUCCGGCUCCUACUCGCAGCACGUCAACCACCGGCAGGGCUGCUGCCGGGCCUGGGGCGCCCCCGCCCGCCCCAGGCCCCAGUGCGAGUCCUGUCCCCCCCCCGACCCCAUUCCCGGCGCACCCAGGGAGUUUCGCUCUGCGGCCCACGAAGGAGCCAGCUAG
Molecule: messenger RNA, 1602 nt
Organism: Gopherus flavomarginatus (Mexican gopher tortoise)
Lineage: Eukaryota; Metazoa; Chordata; Testudines; Testudinidae
Product: zinc finger E-box-binding homeobox 1-like
Exons: 8
Coding region: 1-1602 (533 amino acids)
Biological process (GO): anatomical structure development; regulation of transcription by RNA polymerase II
Molecular function (GO): DNA-binding transcription factor activity, RNA polymerase II-specific; RNA polymerase II cis-regulatory region sequence-specific DNA binding
Source: RefSeq, a predicted model, not a curated record